GUGGGCGAAAAAAAAACAUUCGUCAAUUCACCGUCGUCGAUCGAACGCUGUAUUUUUUUCCAGUGCAAUAUUCGGCCGAUGAAUAAAAAGUGAUUUAAAGUACUUCUUAAAAAAAUAGAAUAAUAAAGUAAAUAAAGUCAGAACGAACCGCAGUGAGCGAGAGAGAGAGAUAGCGCGGAGAAAAUUGCUGCUGAGGUGUGUGCUUUGCGCGUGUGUGUGUGUGUGUGACGUUUACAGCAGCAGAAAGUUCGGUGUCGUCAAAAUUUUCGAGUAUUUUAAAGUUAAUGCAGGCGAUUCUCGAUCGGAUAUGAGUUGAUCGCGAGUCAUCGAUUUAAUAGGAUGUGAAGAAGUCUUGCUGAUUGCAAACAAAACUAGGAAAAAAACGAUAAACAACGGCAAUUUGUUGCUGCCGCAGCAGCAACAACAAAAACAACAACACCAGCACACUAACACCACCCCCCGUUCCAGCCUAACGGUUCAUUCACAGUGGCCGAAGAAGAAGAAGAAGAGGUUACCUAGAAAUUCCUCAAUAUCGAGUGACUACUGUCCCUGACGUCACAUCAUUGCCAAGGGCUCAAUUGCAAGUGCGUCGGAGCGAGAUAGCCAUGUGCAAAGCUGGGAGGAGCAUCAUGUGGCGGCUUUAGAGGAUCAGCUAAGGAUUAAUCAUCACGAAUCGGGAGCACUAUAGAUCGGAACGAGAUCGAGAUCGAGUUAACCAGGAGGGAGGCCAAGAUUCAGCAGGGAGAAGGAAGUAUAGACUGAGAUCCGGAGAUCGUCGUUCUGCGUCAGAAGAUGACCCUGACCACAACGACCACUGCCUCAUCAGCCGAGAGCCAAGCGAAAAUGGACGUCAAGGGCGGCGCACUUCCCGGCGAAGAGAACCUGCCCACCUCCGAGAUGGAUCUGCUGGCCAAGCUGGAGGCGGCCAACAAGCUCAUCGAGAGCGAUGCCAAGUCCCUCAACUCUCUGCACUCCACGCACAGUCGCAAGAACUCGGACACGAGUCAGAUUAGCCUGACGUCGAGCGGCAACUCGGUGGCCGAGGAGGACAUCUGGACGACGUGGGCGACCAUCCUGAACGACUGGGAGGGCGCGCUGAAGCGCAAGAAUCCCUGCGUGAAUGAGCUGGUGCGCCGCGGCAUUCCCCAUCACUUCCGGGCGAUCGUCUGGCAGCAGCUGAGCGGAGCGGCGGAGGCGGACAAGAAGCAGUAUGCGGAAUACAUCAAGGCGACGAGUGCCUGCGAGAAGGUCAUAAGGCGGGAUAUUGCUCGCACCUAUCCCGAGGUGGAGUUCUUCAAGGAGAAGGACGGACCGGGCCAGGAGGCGCUGUUCAAUGUGAUCAAGGCCUAUUCCCUGCACGAUCGCGAGGUGGGCUACUGCCAGGGCUCCGGAUUUAUUGUCGGCCUGCUCCUAAUGCAAAUGCCCGAGGAGGAGGCCUUCGCUGUGCUCGUCCAGAUAAUGCAGCAGCAUCGCAUGCGGCACAUGUUCAAGCCAUCGAUGUCGGAGCUCGGGUUGUGCAUGUACCAGCUGGAGAAUCUGGUGCAGGAGCAGAUACCCGACAUGCACAUCCACUUCCAGCAGCAGGGCUUCCAGACGACCAUGUACGCCUCCAGCUGGUUCCUCACUUUGUACACCACCACGCUGAAUGUGAAUUUGAGCUGCCGCAUCAUGGACGUCUUCCUCAGCGAGGGCAUGGAGUUUAUUUUCAAGGUAGCCCUGGCCCUGCUGCUCACCGGCAAGGAAACGCUGCUCUGCCUGGACAUGGAGGCCAUGCUCAAGUUCUUCCAAAAGGAGCUGCCCGGUCGCGUGGAGGCCGACGUCGAGGGCUUCUUCAAUCUGGCCUACUCGCUCAAGCUGAACACGAAGCGCAUGAAGAAGAUGGAGAAGGAGUACCAGGACCUCAAGAAGAAGGAGCAGGAGGAGAUGGCCGAGCUGCGGCGGCUGAGGCGCGAGAACUGCCUGCUGAAGCAGCGGAACGAGCUGCUGGAGGCCGAGAGCGCCGAACUGGCCGAUCGCCUGGUGCGCGGCCAGGUUUCCCGGGCUGAGGAGGAGGAAACUAGCUAUGCCAUUCAGACGGAGCUGAUGCAGUUGCGGCGCUCCUACUUGGAGGUCUCCCAUCAGCUGGAAAACGCCAACGAGGAGGUUCGCGGCCUGAGUCUUCGGCUGCAGGAGAAUAAUGUAUCCAUCGACAGCAACAACUCCCGGCAAUCGUCCAUCGACGAGCUCUGCAUGAAGGAGGAGGCGCUGAAGCAGCGCGACGAGAUGGUCUCCUGCCUGCUGGAGGAGCUGGUCAAGGUGCGUCAGGGCUCCGCCGAGAGCGAGGAUCAGAUCAGGAACUUGAAGGCCAAGGUGGAGGAGCUGGAGGAGGACAAGAAGACGCUGCGCGAGACGACGCCCGACAAUUCGGUGGCCCAUCUGCAGGACGAGCUGAUUGCCAGCAAGCUGCGCGAGGCGGAGGCCUCACUCUCUCUCAAGGACCUCAAGCAGCGGGUGCAGGAGCUGAGCAGCCAGUGGCAGCGGCAGCUUGCGGAGAAUCAGCGCAGCGAAAGCGAACGCACCACCAAUGCCGUCGAUUCGACGCCCAAAAAGCUGCUGACCAACUUCUUCGAUAGCUCCAAGAGCAGCGAGCACACCCAGAAACUGGAGGAGGAGCUGAUGACCACGCGCAUUCGCGAAAUGGAGACGCUCACCGAGCUCAAGGAGCUGCGGCUGAAGGUCAUGGAGCUGGAGACCCAGGUCCAGGUGUCCACCAAUCAGCUGAGGCGGCAGGACGAGGAGCACAAGAAGCUCAAGGAGGAGCUCGAGAUGGCCGUGACCAGGGAGAAGGAUAUGGCCAACAAGGCGCGCGAGCAGCAGCACAGAUACUCGGAUCUGGAAUCUCGCAUGAAGGAUGAGCUGAUGAAUGUGAAAAUCAAAUUCACCGAGCAAAGCCAAACGGUGGCCGAACUGAAACAGGAAAUUUCCCGACUAGAGACCAAGAACUCGGAGAUGCUCGCCGAGGGCGAACUGCGCGCCAAUCUGGACGAUUCGGAUAAGGUGCGCGAUCUGCAGGACAGGCUGGCCGACAUGAAGGCGGAGCUGACGGCGUUAAAGAGUCGUGGCAAGUUUCCGGGCACAAAACUGCGCAGCUCAUCGAUCCAAUCGAUCGAAUCAACGGAGAUCGACUUCAACGAUCUGAAUAUGGUGAGGCGCGGAAGUACGGAGCUGUCGACAUAACCUAGAGAUCGAUCCGGAGAACCAGCAGAUGAUCCUCACCAACCAAUAGCCACAGCCACAACCAGGAGAAUAGCAGCGAGUGAGAGGGAAGAGAAAAAUCGGGGCAGUACAGGAUACACCCAUAUCUAUAUGGGGAAUAUUGAGCAGCAGCGAGGUGAAGCCGAUUUAUAUAUAUCGAUAUAUAUGUAAGGGCAGGCCUGUGAUCACAAAAGCGAAAGUGGAAGUAAUUCAGAGGAGAAAAGGAGCAAGGUAGUUGGCAGAAUAGUUGCAAUCCCAUAACAAUAUUAUUUAUGUAUAAUAUUCGUUUAAACCUUACUAUUACGAUACGAAAUAUUUUAUUACGAUUAUGUUUAUCUAUUUUUUUUUGGCAAUAAUUUUAUUACUGUUAUGUUUUCGAUUUCGCAAUCGAAACACACUCAUAUUUAUUUAUUUUAAAUCCUAAUUGAAACGAUAUUGUGAGAGUAUUUUAAACCCCCCGUGUACAUUGAUCGAUGGCAACUGAUCUGGAGGAGAUUUGCAUUUGGAUAACCCCUAGAUAUAUGUAUCUAUAUAUCACAAUGCAAUACAAUGAAUUUUAUGUAAUCCCCCGAGACCCCAAACCCCAUACCCAUUUCCAACCAGGCAACCUGUGAACCCCUUUUAAUGUAAGUUUUAAACGAAUCAAAUUGUUCUUUGGCCAGGCGCGAAAAAGGUUUUUAAUCAAAAUGGAAUACUUGAUUUGUCCAUUUGAUUUGUAUUAUGAUUUCAUCCUGUAGAAUGAUAUUAACUCUCAACCAUACACACACAUUUGUCUGGAAUGAAUUUUGUAACUCUCGUAUAUAGUAAGCUAAACCAAUCUAAAAUCUAAAACUAAAAUAAAACCAAGUGCGAAAGACAAAGUAACAAGCGUGGCCAAAUGCAGAGAGAAAUGCACGAUGAUGAGAAACUGACAAAACCAAUAUAUAAACAACUAUUCAAAAUAGUUAAAAACGAUAUGUGAAAGAACCACGAAAUAGGGGACCCCCAUUUUCUCCCCGCUUAAGAACGAUAUUACGAUAACGACUACGAUAUUCACACUACUUACGAUAUUCUACUUAGUUAACGGUAGCGCUUGUCUAUAUACCUAAAAACAAAAGAAGAACGUAUGAUUUAUAUAUGGUUCCUUUAACCCAUAACGAUCUUAAACGAUUUGGCAGCUGGUCGCAAAAGCCGAUUAUCCACAAACAAUAUAAUAAUAAUUCAGGUUGAACCGUUUUCCAUGUGCAAUAUUAUCUACCUAUAUUCUUUUUUUUUUGUUUCUUAAUUAAAUUAAAUUUCUUUGUCUAUAAGGAGUUUAUUUUUUCGUUUUAUCAUUUGUUUGCAUGACGUCCUCAGUGUUUAGGUUUGUUACUUACCGCGUUUAAGACCGAUGAACUUAAUUUGUGUAAUUCCAUUGAAUUGACCAUCAUGACAAAGCGAAACUUCUUCCAUAAGAAGUUAGAGAUCGAUGUAAUAUGUUUCGUAGCGUGUAAGAAUGUAGGAAUGGCGAAAAUGAUGUCACAAAACUUUGUUAUGUAAACACUAAGUAUAUGUAAUGCUUAAGUUUUGUUCCCGACUUUUGCAAAACUAUUAGCAUUUUUUGUUCUACGCGAUAAUAAUUAAUUAUUAACGAUUAUGAUUAUGUGUAAUGUAUGUACUGUAUAUGUAUUCAUGUCUGCGGCUAAAAGACGAGGCUGCUGGGGGCAGUAUUAACAAUCAGCGAGCAGAGUUAACAGACAUUUUAAUAUAUACAUAUAAAAAAAAAAACAUUCCCAAGAAAGUUAAAUUUAACCCCCCAGAAAUCAGAAGAUUCCCCCGACAGCCUCGGGUCUUAAGAAAUUGGCAAGUCUAGAGUUAAUUGCGCAUUAUGUUAUAUGGCAAGCGAAGGCACAAAUUAUACGAUAUCUAAAAUCUAAAAUAGUUUAUACAAAUUUAUACAUGCAAAUAUGUGGAGCAUUAUUGUUGGCCAAAGUCUAGACUUUUUGGCCCGCGUAUAUAGUUGGUGUUAACCGAUUGACCAAUAAGUGUGGAAUUUGUGUGCGAAUUACUGAUCAAAUAAUUGAACCACUUAGGUGAUGAGUCACAAAAGUCGAUGGCAGCUAAAUUUAAUGGCUUGUCAGUUCGAUUUGAUAUUGAUAAAUGUGAACAAGAAAAGACUUUGCAGUUUAUCAAUUCGGCUUGCGAGUGCCAACGACAUUUUGGCCAGACAGAAAGCAGACGGCAACGAUUUGUUGACCCUGCCAGACAAAACGGUCGAAACUCCAUUGAAACCAAUUAAUUAGCGGGCACAACCACUCGCAUAUAGCAUAUACUUAAUGCAAAUAAAUCAAGUUCAGCUUCCAAAAGGCAGUAGUCUUCAAUGUUCAUUUUGAUUUGCACUUAUUUAUUGCGUCUUGCGUUUCUUGUUUCAUUCAUUGUUGAUCAUUGAGCAAAAAAAAGAACAACAACCAACCGACAAAAUUCAAAUCACAAAAAAUGGAAUGUAGUUGACAACAAAAUACCACAACAAAUAGUGUUAUAUACUUUACACAUACAAAAAAAACAAUAUAUAUAUAGAUAUAUAUAUACAUAACUAUAUCAAUAUAACGAUAAAACUGAAAACUGGAGAACAGAAGAGAGAUAACUCGCAGCAUGAAAGAAGUAACAUUCGACUAAAACUACAAAAAUCAAUAAAAUUAAACAGAUAUACAAAACGAAAUCAAAGUUACAAUUUUUAGUAUUAAAUAAAUCAAAUGAAAACCAAAA
This is a messenger RNA of Drosophila takahashii, 5958 nucleotides long. RefSeq names its product ecotropic viral integration site 5 (gene Evi5). Lineage: Eukaryota; Metazoa; Arthropoda; Insecta; Diptera; Drosophilidae. The record is from RefSeq and is a predicted model, not a curated record.